AUGGCCGCCCAAGCAGAUCCAGACGCAAAUGUUCACGCGGCAGCGCCGCUGGCUGUCGCCAUCGGUCAACCCGAAGAGGCGUCUUCGGAAGCUGACCGCGACCAGAUCGAAACUUUGUUCAUUGACCACAUUUCUGGGAUGGAGGUUCUGGAUCCGAGCCUUGUCCGCGCAACGCACGCGCACCGGGCCCUUCGGCUCCUUGGUCGCCCGCUCCGGGGAGGUCUGCGAACGGUGCCACAAGGUGAGAACCUCUACCGGCAGAGCCGCGUCGCAUCCCACAUACAAGAUUUUUGGUCUCACAGUUGGCAUGGCAACCAGAAGUUCAAGGUCCUCCUACUCAUGCUGCUGUACAACGGGCCUGCAGCUGCAAUUGCAGGAACAGUGGCGAGUUUCCUGCCCCUCCUGGUCCAUGGCUAUCUACCUGCGAUCGAGCAGACGGAGAAGAAUGGUGUCGGAGAUGUCCUGCGAUUCAGCCCUUGGUCGACGGCUUCGGGGGUCUUCGUCUUCACGCUGACCCUUCUCUUCUGGCCAUCUCAGCGUAGCAUCUUCCUGGACCGCAUGUGCAUCAACCAGGUUGAUGUCGGCCUAAAGUUGCAAGGCCUCGUGAGCAUGGCCGGAAUCCUGAAGCAGGCCACCUCAUUGCUGGUGGUGUGGGACGAGACGUACAUGCAAAGAUUGUGGUGUGUCUUGGAGCUUGCGGCUUUCUGGAAGAGCCAUGCGCAACCCGAAACGUGCCUGAGCAUGUGGCCGGUCCUCAUCGGGCCGCUGUUCUUGGCACUUGCAAUCAGCGCCGUCGCCACCCUCCUGCUCUGGAUCCUCACACCUUCCCUGACGCUGUCGGUCGCUGCGGCGGUGUUCUUGGGCCGCUGCCUUGGGUUCUACAUCGCUGGCGCCAUGCUCCGGGAGCACUACCACGCCUUGGACCAGCUCUCAACCCAGCUCGAAACGUUCUCUGUGAGCUCAACGCACUGCAACUGCUGCUCCGUUGGCCAUGUACGCCAGGACGGACGACAGAUCUCAAUUUGUGAUCGCGAGGUGGUGAUGCGUUGCAUGGAGAAAUGGUUUGGCACGCUGUCGCAGUUUGAGCACGAGGUGAAGACAGCCAUCCGGCCUUUGAUCUACCAAAAGCUCGGGAGCUGGCUUCUGCCCUACAGGUGGCUGCUGAUCACCUCGACUCCUCUACUGUGGGGGUUUGUGGACAUGGCAGCAGCCCGCGUUUGGGCGAAUGACUGGCGAGCUGCGUUUGAUCUGGCCUUGUUCGGGAUCGCUUGGUGGCUCUCUGUCUAUCCAGCAGUGAUUGUCUGGACUCUCAUGGCAGCGCGUCGUCUCCGAUUCAAGGUGAAGUAUGCCUGGCUUGACCGUGGGGCCUCGCUGCUGUUAUCGGUGCUGAUGACAAUGGCCACCCUCGCGCUCAACUUGAUGCACAUGACAAUGAGGCUGGCGUUGCCGCCUUUAGUCGCGGGCCCGUCAUUCCUCCUCAUCACCUCCGUGAUGGCUGUCAUCACAUGGCGAGCCUGCGCUACUUCUGAGCUGAGACCACGCAUGAGCGCGUGA
Molecule: messenger RNA, 1554 nt
Organism: Symbiodinium natans
Lineage: Eukaryota; Dinophyceae; Suessiales; Symbiodiniaceae
Source: the annotation of a GenBank genome assembly